Messenger RNA from Nematocida homosporus, 273 nucleotides. RefSeq lists its product as uncharacterized. Lineage: Eukaryota; Fungi; Microsporidia. The record is from RefSeq and is a predicted model, not a curated record. The transcript has a single exon. Bases 1 to 273 code for a protein of 90 amino acids.
AUGGGCGAGAUAGAGACAUAUGAGAAGCGAUUAGUUGAGUUGUUUGCUCAGGAGAGUGAAGAGACUCUUGCAGUCUAUUCUAAGUACAUAGAGAUAAUUACUGAUGUAAUAGAGAAGAGAGUAGUUGUGGAUGAAGAGUUAGAGACUGGUAUUGCUAAGGAGAAAGCGGUUUUAGCGUAUGGAACUCGGGUCUUUGAAGAGCUUAAAGAAAGACGGUUCGAUAGAGAAGGAUUGGAGUUACUGUUUAAAAGUGUGCAUGAAAGUAUGCAGUAG